CGGGCUGCGAGGGAGGGUGCCGGCAGGCGCGGAGGGAGGAGCCAGGGGAAAGGUGGAGCGCGGGGCGUCGGGGGGCGGUGUGGAGUUGGGGGGAAGAGGAGGGGGCCUGUUAAGGGGAAGGGAGCUAGUGUCUGCGCUGCUGUCUUUGAAUCGCAAGUGUCCGGCGGAAUGUGUCUGCGUCGCGCUCCCGCGGCGGGAUCGAGUCCCCGACUGUCGGUCGGUGGGGUCGGUCUGGGAACCUGCGGCCCUGCCCCCGCUCUCCACCCUGAUCCCACUCGGCUCCACCCAGACCCGUACCCCCCCCCGCCCCCCACCGAUCUUAGACCCACCGCGGGAGCCGGGUCCCUUGGGGGCGGUGAGGAGAGCCCGAAGGAGACCAGUCUGGGCCCCAGUGCCUGCUAAGAACGUGACCUUCGAAGUAGAAAUUGGGAUGGGGGCUUUGAACCAGGUCACCUGGGAAAAGGCAGGGCUGGCGAGGAGGCGUCGGGGGUGAGGCCGGAGUUGGAUGGGGUGAAGACUCCCCGGGGCGGCAUCCAGGGGAGCCGCUGCGACGAGAGGGCAGAGUCCCCUGGGCGUGGUGGGGAGCGGAUCCUCCCACCCGGCUGGAAACCUCUGCCAGUCGGGUGUGGAGGGGUGCCCUCAGCCCUCAGACAUCCCUGCCCCUGGUUGUGACGUUUAUCUUCAGCUUUGCCACUUGGGCACCCCAACCCCUGAAAGCUUCCCGUAUCCCGUCCUCCUCCAUCUAAAAUGUAGGCUGGUUAUUCCAGGCCUCCCUCUCUAAUCUCUUUCUCCAAUCUCCUCUGGGUUCUAGCUUCCUCCCUCCUGGCCUCUUUAGAGAGAAGGAUGUGACUUGUAUUUCUCCCCAAUCCACGUGUGGCUUUUCCGGGAGGGGUGGGGAUGACUCGGUGUGAAGAGCAGCCUCCCCUGGCUUCCACACCCCAUCACCUGGAGGGGACACCAGGGCACAGAGAAGCACAGCAUGCAGCAGGGGCACAUCAGCAUUUGUUGAUGCUUAGGAUGAGGGGGACAGGAACAGGUGAUGCCUGGAAGAGCACAGGGUGCCUCGGAAUCAGCUGUGGAGGGCUCUUCUACCUUCUGUAUGGGCUGCUUCAGCCGCUCAGUGUCUGGCCUGGUCAUCGGGCUGCAGGACGGCCCUGGGAGCAGAACACAUCACUGUGUGCCAGCAUGGGGCACAGGCACCUCGGUCUGUCCUUGCAAGACCUGCAGUGCGAGUGUGUGUUAGGUGCCAGAGGGAGAGUGUCCAGGUGUGCAUGUGUGAGAGGCUGGGAACAGCUGGGUGUCCACGGCCUGACCCUGGACCUUUCCGAGGACCCCCUCCGAGAGCUCCCUGAGGGAUUCACUGCGCCUUCUCCUGGCCCAGGACCAAGGGUCGGCCUGGAAGAAUGCCUGGCAGGGCUCUGGUUCCCGGCAGCCCCCCGCAACCCUGCCCACCACAGGUGGGGUGACUGUGUGGGAUGCCUGGAGGCACAUCAGGUUUAGGGGUUGGAGGGUUACAGGAUCUGAGGCUCAGACCACAUUCCAGCCUGAGUGUCCUCGGAGCUGGUGACCGGUAACCAGGAUGUAACCAGGAUUCCCCUGGGGAGCGAGCUGCUGCCCAACCCUCUUCCAACCGGAUGGUCUGCUCAGAUUAUCCCAUCCGGUUGCCCUGCCCCAAGGGCUGGGGGAGCUGGCUGCAGGCCCCUCUGCACCCUGCCCCCCACACUUUCUAGCCCAGGCACUCCUCCCUGAGGCUGGCUCUCCUUCCCCUAUCUGGGCUUCCUGGUUCUGGAUCCCAGGGACCCUAGGAGAGCAGAUGGACCCCGCCAGCCACAAAUGAUCACCCUCAGUAAGAAGUCAGACCGCACAGAGGGAAGGGCGCAUGCCACCCCCCUGUCCGCAAACAGUCCAAUCGCCCUGGAAACCCCAUUCCUUCUGCUCACUGACCCUCGUUUCUGGAGUGCUUGGCAGGAGAAGCAGGAAAGGGACAGGGGAGAGGAUCAGACACUCAGGAUUUGAGGGCUGGAAGGCCGUGGCCCUGUGACUCUUAACACUAUUGUGGGGUCACGGCCCCCCUUGAGAAUCUAAUAAAAGUUAUGGAACUGUCAUCAGAAAAACAUGCACACACACAAUUUCAAAGUAUUCGUGGAGCCCCUGUCCCACCUGUGAUUCCCCGGGAGGCCCCUGAGGUUUUUACUGGUAAGGAAAUUGAGUCCCAGAAAGAGAGUGUGGCUUGCCCCUGUCCACGUUAAUUGGUGGUAGGGCUUGAGAGUGUACUAUCAGGGACACACGGACCCCCCAUCACACACACACACACACACACACACACACACACACACACUCACUCACACACACAGGAAGGGGAUUGUUUCCAGGGAGAGCUGGCCUCAGCUGGCCUCUGAGGGGAUUGCGCCAUGUGCAGGCAGGUCCAAUCUGGUUCUGGGCAGCUGGGCAUGGGGCUGAGAUAACACCUCCCCAGUGCCACGGGCCUCACGUUCGCUGUCUCAGGCCGCCUUGGACACACUGACCCCAGGCUGCAGUAGCAGCAGUGUGGGGCUGGGGAGGCCAGCCCCAGCCUCUGCUCACCUGCCACGGCAUUGGCUCCUCAAAGCCUCACAGCCCCCAAAGGUGACUUGGGGGUCGCCAUGCUGCUCCCUGCCCUCCUCUGUGGGACGGCAUGGGCACUGGCUAACGGGCGGUGGUGUGAGUGGACAGAGACCAUCCUGGUGGAGGAGGAAGUAACCCCCCGUCAGGAGGACCUGGUGCCCUGCACCAGCCUCCAUCAUUACCAGCGCCGGGGCUGGCGGCUGGACUUGACCUGGAGUGGCCGUGGGGGGCUCUGCCCCAUCUACAAACCCCCGGAAACCAGGCCUGCUGCAUGGAACCUGACGGUGAGGGCUUGCUGCCCAGGCUCGGGGCGGGGAUGGGGUGGGGGCACCCACUGCACCCUGGCCCUUGCCGAAGCCAGCCUUGAGGGCCGCUGCUUUGCCACAUGGCUGUGCCAGCCGAGGGCAGGCUCAGCUAACGCUUCUGUGGGAAGCCUGGAGGAGUGCUGAGCCUGGCCUUGGGGACACAGCUGGCGGGACGGCCACUCCCAGCCCUGCCACAGCUGCUCCAGCCACAAACUCCCCGGUGGGUCCACAGACCCCAGCCUGCGGGAAAGGCACAGCCCCGGCCGUCACUUGCUCCCCUCCCAGGAUGUGUGCCAUCAGUUGCUGGACGGUCCAUGCAGGGAAUGCCAUGUCCAGGUGCCCCCUGCUGAGUACCACAAGGCCUUCCUCUUUGCCUACCGUGCUGGGGCCCCAGCGGGCAGUGGGCGGGAGGAGCGGCUGGAGGCUGCGUGCCCCACCUUGGCCAGCUACGCCCAGGAUCGUGCGGCGCGACGCAUCCACGUGCGCUGGAGGAAGCCCGGCUUCUGCGAGCGCCUGUGCCUAGGGGGCCGGCUGUGCUCGGCCUGCGCCUCGGCCUGCCCGCCCAGCUGCUCGGCAGUGGGCGAAGGGGGCGAGGGGUCCUGCGGGGAGGAGUGCGUGAGCGGCUGCGAGUGCCCGCCCGGCCUCUUCUGGGACCGCGCCCUCUGUGUGCCUGCCGCCCGCUAGCCCUGCUACCACCGACGCCGGCGCUACGACCCCGGUGACACCGUGCGCCAGCUGUGCAGCCCGCGCGUUGGCCAAGACAGCCGCUGGCUCUGCGCGCAGGCGCCGUGCCCCGCCGAGGGCGCGGUGGGCGGGGACGGGCAUUACCUCAUCUUCGAUGGGCGGAGCUUCUCCUUCCGCGGCCGCGCGGGUCGCCGCUUCAGCCUGGUGCAGGACUUCGUAAAGAGGCCGCUACUGACUGUACUGGAGCGCGGGGACUGCAAUGCUGGGAGCUGCCUCCACGCCAUCUCAGUCUCCCUGGGGGACACCCACGUCCAGCUCAGGGACUCAGGAGCAGUACUGGUGGACGGGCAGGAUGUGGUCUUGCCCUGGAGCGGCUCUGGGGGCCUCAGCGUCUCCCGGGCCUCUUACACUUUCCUGCUGCUGCGCUGGCCUGGGGCCCGUGUCCUCUGGGGAGCGUCUGACCCUGCAGCCUACAUCACCCUGGACGCCCGCCAUGCCCUCCAGAUGGCCUGGAACCAGCAGGAUGACUUCCUGACUCCUGCUGGCAACGUGGAGACCAGCAUUGCCGCCUUUGCUAGCAAGUUCCAAGUGGCAGGCGAGGGAAGGUGCCCCUCGGAGGACAGCGCCCCGCUUUCCCGCUGCAGCACCCACACUCAGCGUCACAUUUUCGUGGAGGCAGCCUGUGCCAUCUUGCAUGGCCCAGUCUUCCAGGAGUGCCACGGGCUGGUGGACAGGGCACGGUUCCACCUGCGCUGCUUGGCACCUGUGUGUGGCUGCACCCACGGCGGGGACUGCCUGUGCCCCGUGCUCGCUGCCUAUGCUCGGCACUGUGCCCAGGAGGGUGCCCUGCUUUCCUGGAGAGACCAGACCCUCUGCCCUGUCCUGUGUCCCGGUGGCCAGGAGUACCAGGAGUGUGCCCCAGUAUGCGGUCGGAACUGUGGGGAGACUGAAGGCUGUGGGGAGGUGGGCAGCUGUGUGGCCGGUUGUAAUUGCCCCCUGGGGCUGCUUUGGGACCCUGAGGGCCAGUGUGUGUCCCCCGGCUCAUGCCCCUGCCAGCUUGGGGCCCAUCGCUAUGCCCCUGGCAGUGCUACCAUGAAGGACUGCAACCACUGCAUCUGCCAGGAGAGGGGCCUGUGGAAUUGCACUGCUCAACGCUGCGCCCCACCAUGGGCAUUCUGCCCCCGUGGGCUCGUCUACGUCCCUGGUGCCUCCCUCCUCACCUGUGACAGCCCCAGUGCCAAUGGCUCCUGCCCCCCAGGCAGCAUGGGGGGCUGUGUCUGUCCCCCGGGAGCCGUGCUGCUGGAUGAGGGCUGCGUACCUCCCGAGCUCUGUCCCUGCCGUCACGGUGGGCAGUGGUACCUGCCCAACGCUGCAAUCCAGGAGGACUAUAACAUUUGGGUGUGCCAGGGUCGGCAGUGGCGCUGCACGGGCCAGCGGUGUGAUGGACGGUGCCAGGCACCAGGUACCCCCCACUAUGUGACAUUCGAUGGGCUGGCCCUCACCUUCCCCGGGGCCUGCGAGUAUCUGCUGGUGCGGGCCAGCGGCCGUUUCACAGUCUCUGCCCAGGACCUGUCCUGCGGGGCCAGCGGCAUCACCUGCACCAAGGCGCUGACCGUGCGCCUGCAGAGCACCGUUGUGCACAUGCUGAGAGGCCAGGCAGUGACAGUGAAUGGGGUGAGUGUAACGCCCCCCAAGGUCUACACGGGCUCCGGGCUGAGCCUGCGCCGUGCUGGCCUCUUCCUGCAGCUCGCCACCUGCCUGAGCUUCACCCUGCUCUGGGAUGGGGGCACCCGGGUCCUGGUGCAGCUGUCCCCCGAGUUCCGCGGCCGGGUGGCUGGGCUGUGUGGAGACUUUGAUGGAGAUGCCAGUAAUGACCUUCGGAGCCGCCAGGGAGUCCUGCUGGAGACCACGGCUGAACUGGUUGCCCACUCCUGGUGCCUCAAUCCUCUCUGCCCAGAGCCAGGGGACCUGCGGCACCCCUGCGCCGUGAGGCGUGGUGUGCCCGGCUGGGCCCGCGCCUGCUGCGGGGUGAUGCGGCAGCCGCUCUUUGCCCGGUGCGGUGCGGAGGCCCCAGAGCAGCACUUCGAGUGGUGUGUGCGUGACACCCGCAGAUGUGAUUCAGGGGGCGACUGUGAGUGUCUCUGCUUGGCCAUCGCCACCUACGCAGACGAGUGUUCCCGGCAUGGCACGGGACACGUGCGCUGGCGCAGCCAGGAGCUGUGCCCUCUGCAGUGUGAAGGGGGCCAGGGGUAUGAGGCCUGUGGCCCCAUGCGUCCCCCCCCAACCUGCCAUGACUACGGUCCUGAGCCUGGGUGGCACUGCCAGGCCGUUGCCCGUGUGGAGGGCUGCUUCUGUCCUGAGGGGACUCUCCUGCACUGAGGAGUCUGCCUCGAGCCGGCUUCCUGCCCCUGCGAGUGGCGAGGCAGCUUCUUCCCCCCGGGCACCGUACUGCAGAAAGACUGUGGCAACUGCACGUGCCAGCAAAGUCAGUGGCUUUCUGGGGAUGACGGUAGCCGCGGGGAGGAGCCGGUGCCUGGCUGUGCGGAGGGAGAGGCCCCAUGCCAGGAGGGCGGGCACUGUGUGCCCCACGGAUGGCUUUGUGACUACCAGGAUGACUGUGGCGAUGGCUCAGACGAGGUGGGCUGUGACACCCCAGGCCGUGGGGAGGGGCAGACGUCUUGCAGCUCCGGCCACUGCCUGCCCCUGGCCCUGAUCUGCGAUGGGCAGGACGACUGUGGAGACGGGACGGAUGAGCAGGGCUGCCCGUGCCCCCAGGACUCACUGGCCUGCGCUGACGGGCGCUGCCUGCCCCCCGCCCUGCUCUGCGAUGGGCACCCUGACUGUCCGGACGCUGCUGACGAGGAGUCCUGUUGGGGGCAAGUGAACUGCACCCCUGGGGAGGUGUCCUGCAUCGAUGGUGCCUGCGUGGGGACCAUCCACCUGUGUGAUGGAAUCUGGGACUGCCCAGAUGGAGCCGACGAGGGGCCAGGGCUCUGCCCGCUCCUCUCUCUGCCCACUCCCCCGGCUGGUACCUUGCCUGGCCCCUCCGCUGUCUCCAGGGAGACUGCACCUACUCCCCAAUUCAGCGUCAGCCCCGCGCCGCCCUGCGGCCUCUUCGCGAGCGGCGGCAGCGGCGAGUGCGCCCCGCAGGGCUGGCGCUGCGACGGCGAGGACGGCGAGCACGGCCGCGACCGGCCCUGCGCGCCGCACCUCCCGCCCUGCGCCCGCGGCCCGCUCUGUGUGGCCCCCGCGCAGCUGUGCGACGGCGCCGCACACUGUCCCCACGGCUCGGACGGGGACCCCGGCGCCUGCGAGGGGCUGCCAGUCCCAGGAGGCCCCAACAGGACAGGGCUUCCCGGCCCAGAAUACGCCUACCCGGAUGGCCUCUGUCUCGGUUUCCAGCUGGUGUGCACCGGGCAGCCUGACUGUGAAUUGGCGGGGGAGGCAGGGCCCUCCUGGGAAGAGCAGUGCUGUGAGGCCUGGGGCCCCUGGAGCCCAUGGGCGCCGUGCAGCCAGACGUGCGGGCCCGGGGUGCAGGGCUGCAGCCGCCGCUGCUCCCCGCCCAGUCUCCCGGUGCUGCGGCACUGCCCAGGCCCCGAGCACCAGACUCAGGCCUGCUUCACGGCCGCCUGCCCAGUGGACAGUGAAUGGACCUCCUGGUCUCCCUGGUCCCCAUGCUCUGAGCCAUGCAGGGGCACCAUGGCCCGGCAGUGGCAGUGCCGCCCACCCCGGAACGGGGCUCACACCUGUGCCGUGCUGCCUGGGGCCCCUCCCAGCACCCGCCAGACCAGACCCUGCCCUCAGGACGGCUGCCCCAAUGUCACCUGCUCCGGGGAGCUGGUGUUCCAUCCCUGUGCCCCUUGCCCUUUGACCUGUGAUGACAUCUCUGGUCAGGCCGAGUGCCCCACUGCGCCCUGCAGCAGCCCAGGCUGCUGGCGCCCCACGGGGCAGGUGCUGGGUGACGAGGGGUGGUGUGUGUGGCCGCGGCAGUGCCCCUGCCUGGUGGACGGCACCCGCUACUGGCGCGGGCGGCGCGUCGAGGCCGACUGCCGGCUCUGCAUCUGCCGAGAUGGACGGCCCCGGCGCUGCCGGCCCAGCCCAGACGGUGCUGUGAACUGUGGCUGGUCAUCCUGGUCCUGGACCGAGUGCCUGGGCCCCUGUGGGAGCCGCAGCAUUCAGUGGUCCUUCCGGAGCGCCAACAAUGCCCGCCUCGCUGGCCGAGGUCGCCAGCGCUGGGGCAUCCACCACAAGGCUCGCAGCUACUGCACCCGUGCCAGCCGAGGCCCCGCGAGGGUCCGCCGAGUCGGGGAUCGCUGGCGAGAGGGCCCCUGCAGCUGCCCGUGUCUGCACGGCAGCACGUCACGUAGCUCCCACUACUGCCCGCUGGGCACCUGCCCCCAGGACUGGGUUCUGGUGGAGGGAUUGGGAGAGUCAUGUUGCCACUGUGUCCUGCCUGGUUAACAACCCACAGUCCGCCACAUGGCCCCUCCAGCCCCAAGCCCCCGGAUCGGGGCCCCUCUGAUCACCUACAUUCUGCCUCCCCCCAGAGAUCCCUGCUAUUCUCCCCUGGGCCUGGCCCAACGCCCCGAGGGGAGCCUGCAUGCUUCGCCCCAGCAGCUGGAGCACCCCACCUGGGCUGCCAUCCUAAGGCCUCCCACGGAGGCACCUGGGCAGCAGGGCUGGAGCCCCGUAGAGGAAGCUUAUAUUCAGUGGCACGCCCAGCCCCCCUACUUGCAGCUGGACCUGCUAUGGCCCUGGAACCUCACUGGUGCGUGGGGAGGGGGCAAGGGCUGGGGGAGGAGGUGGCAGACGGUGGAUGGAGGGCCAAUGCCUGGUGUGUGUCCCCUGGGCAAGCAGUGGCUGGAGUCACAGGGCCCUGCUUCCUGUGCAGAGCUCAGUGCCCCAAGAGGGACUGACCAGCCCUCCCACCCUGGCUGCUGCUGCAGAGCACUGAACUCAGGGCGCGUGGCUCUGCUCUGCCAGCCCCGUGACCAGCACGUGACCCCGGGCGAGUGGCGUUCAGGGCCUCUCACUAUCGUGGCCUCUCUUGUUGAGGAGCACAGGCUCCUGUGGUCACCCUGGACCCCAUGGAGCGAGUGCUUGGCCUCCUGUGGCCCUGCCCGAUGCCACCGGCACCGCUUCUGCACCAGGCCUCCCGGCGUUACACCGUCCAGCUUGGCACUGCUGCCCCCACUGGCUUCUGCCCCACCUCCUUGCCCAGGCCCUGAGGCAGAGGAGAAGCCUUGCCUCCUGCUGGGGUGUGACCGUGUCCCGUGGAGCCCAGAUCCAAUCCCCCGCCACUCCUGUGUGGGCGGCCUCCAGAGCCGGACCCCACCCCGGGGCCUGGGGGAUUACUGCGAGGGGCCUCGGGCCCAGGGGGCCGCCUGCCAGGCUCUGCCAUGCCCAGUGACCAACUGCACCGCCAUCCAGGGGGCCAAGUCCAGCCCCUGUGGCCCUCCCUGUCCUUGCUCCUGUGACGACCUCGUGCACUGGGUUUGGCACUGCCAGCCAGGCGGUUACUGACCGCCGGGUCAGGUGCUGAGUGCCGACGACGCUGUCUGCGUGCCGCCCAGCCACUGCAGCUGCCUGGGCCUGCUGACCCGGGAGCGGCACCGUCCCGGCGCUCAAGUGGCGAGGCCCGAUGGCUGCAACUGCUGCACCUGCUCAGAGGGCAGGCUGACCUGCACAGACCUGCCUUGCCCAGUGCCUGGAGGCUGGUGCCCGUGGUCAGAGAGGACGGCGUGCUCCCAACCCUGCCGGGGCCAGACGAGGACCCGCUCCAGGGCCUGCACCUGCCCGGUUCCUCAGCAUGGAGGGGUUCCGUGCCCUGGGGAGGCGGGGGAGGCAGGGGCCCAGCAUCAGAGGGAGACCUGCGCCAGCCCCCCUGAGUGCCCAGUGGAUGGAGGCUGGGGCCCAUGGGGACCGUGGUCUCCCUGUGACGUUUGCCUGGGGCAGUCCCAUCAGAGCCGAGCAUGUAGCUGGCCCCCCACUUCUGAGGGAGGCCGGCCCUGCCCUGGGGGCCACAGGCAGAGUCGCCCCUGCCAGGACAGUUCUACUCAAUGCACAGACUGUGCAGGUGGCUAGGGUCUCCUCCCCUGUGGGCGGCCCUGCCCCCGCUCCUGCCGGGACCUGUCCCCCGGGGUCGUGUGCCAGCCAGGCUCGACAGGCUGCCAGCCCAGCUGUGGGUGCCUUGGCCAGCUGUCCCAGGACGGCCUUUGUGUGUCCCCAGCCCAGUGCCACUGCCAGUACCAGCCCGGAGCCAUGGGGAUCCCUGAGAACCAGAGCCGGUCCGCAGAGUCUGGGCUCAGCUCCUGGGAGAGCCUGGAGCCCGGGGAGGUGGCGACUGGACCGUGUGACAACUGCACCUGUGUGGCCGGCAUCCUGCAGUGCUGGGAGGUGCGGGGCUCCUGGGGCCCCUGGGAGGACGGCAGUGUUUCGUGUAGAGGAGGGGAGCAGCUGUGCUCCCGGCGCUGCGCCCGGCCACCCUGCCCCAGACCCCGCCUGAGCCGCAUCUGCUGCACCGAGGUCUGCAGAGAGGCAGGCUGCCCGGCUGGGCGUCUGCACCGGGAGUGCCAGCCUGGCGAGGGCUGCCCCUUCUCCUGCGCCCACAUCACUCGGCAGGUGGGCUGCUUCUCCGCUGGCUGCGAGGAGGGCCGUCACUGCCCCGAAGGCACCUUCCUGCACCGUUUGGCCUGUGUCCCGCAGUGCUCCUGUGUGCUGACUGCCUCGCUGCUGCAGGAGCUGCGAGCUGCCGGCGCUGACCCGGGGGCUCACCUGUCCAUUCUGGGAGAGGGGGGUCAGCCCCUUGGGCCUGGAGAUGAGUUGGGCUCAGGUCAGACCCUCCAUACAGGCUGCAGCAACUGGUUUGGACCGUGGAGAGCCAGGGAGCUGCAUGGGACCUGCGGUGCUCGGGGCCUUGACAGCUCUCGCAUUCUGACUCGUGGCCGCUCACCCAUGCCCUGGCUGAGCACCACACGCGUGCAGCUGCUCCCUGUCCUCGUCUCCCCUUCUGCACGGGGGCUGCUGGAGCAGGCUGGAGGCUGCAUUCCCCCAGAGCAGUGUAACUACCAGCACAUCUCAGGAGAAGGAGCUGGGGUGACCCUGGCCCCCGGGGACCACCUGCAGCUGGGCUGCAAAGAGUGUGAGUGCCUUCAUGGGGCGCUGCAGCGCACCAGCCGGGGCUGUCAAGGUCUUCUGCCUCUGAGCCGCUGGUCCGAGUGGUCACCCUGCGGGCCCUGCUCCAGGACUGCCCUAGAGGAGCACUGACCCGGGGACCCAGCUGGCCUCUCCCCCACCUCGGUCCCCACGCUGGCUUCAGAGCAGCACCGCCGCCGCCUCUGUUUGGACCCCGAGACGGGGAGGCCAUGGGCCGGGGAUCCAGACCUCUGCACCGUGCCACUCAGCCAGCAGCGUCUCUGCCCAGACCUGGGAGCCUGCCAAGGUUGAUGCCAGUGGAGUCCUUGGGGGGCCUGGAGCCACUGCCAGGUACCCUGCAGUGGGGGUUCCAGCUGCGCUGGAGGAGGCUGCCAGGGGCCAUGGGCUCAGACUGAGAGCUGCACCAUGGGGCCUUGCCCAGAGAGCUGCGAGGCCCAGGACCCCGUGCCCACCCUGGACCGUGCCGACCACUGCCCAAGAAGCUGUGCAGACCUCUGGGUCCGCGUGCAGUGUCUGCAGGGACGGCGCCACCCAGGCUGCCGCUGUCCCCCUGGCCAGCUGGUACAGGAUGGGCGCCGUGUGCCCAUGUCUUCUUGCCGCUGUGGCCUCCCCAGCCCCAGUGCUUCAUGGGUGCUGGCUCCGGCCAAGGGGUGGCUGGACUGCAAAAGCUGCACCUGUGUUAACGGGUCCCUGAUGUGCCGCCCCCAUGAGUGUCCAGCCCUCGGGCCUUGGUCAGCCUGGAGCAGCUGCAAGGAAGGUCCUGCGGGGGCACCGUGCCAGGCCCAGGACACGGAGCAACGGCAGGAACAUAACCUGCAGCCCUGCCCCGAGCGCCCACCUGGCCAGGUACUCAGCCCCUGUGCGACCUCGUGCCCGCGCCUGUGCUCGCAUCUGCAGCCUGGCACCCUCUGCAUGCAGGAGCCCUGCCAGCUUGGCUGUGACUGCCCUGGAGGGCAGCUGCUGCGCUAUGGCACGUGUGUGCGCCGCUCUCUGCCCUGGGGCCUCAGCUUGACUCCUGAAGAGCAGGGCUGGGAGCUGACCCCAGGGACUCUGCUCACCCAGAACUGCACCCGCUGUGUCGGCCAAGGCGGAGCCUUCAGCUGACCCGUCGCUGGCUGUCGGGUGCCCCCCCCCGGAGAAAUGUGGCAGCAGGUGGCCCCCGGGGAGCUGGGGCCCUGUGAGCAGACGUGCCGGGAGCCCAACGCCACGGAGACUCAGGGCAGCUGCAGUGCGGGGCAGGCACCGGGGGACCCUGGUGCGUGCACACCACUGCGAGUGCUGGCACCAGGGGCGCCCCCGCCCGGUGACACCACAGCCCUCCACGCGCCCUAG
This is a messenger RNA of Aethalodelphis obliquidens (Pacific white-sided dolphin), 12080 nucleotides long. RefSeq names its product SCO-spondin (gene SSPO). Gene Ontology annotation, cellular component: extracellular matrix. Gene Ontology annotation, molecular function: protein binding; peptidase inhibitor activity. NCBI's taxonomy places the organism in Eukaryota, Metazoa, Chordata, Mammalia, Artiodactyla, Delphinidae. The record is from RefSeq and is a predicted model, not a curated record.